AAGCGGCGGUAUGCCCGUUACGGUGCGUCAAUGCUAGAAACUGUGAAAUCCAACCAAGGCCGUAUCUCUAACCUGCUUUCCUCAUUCCCGCUCCGCUGUCUCUGCCCACUGCCUUUAUCACUUUCGGCGACCUUGGAAUCUCACUCCUUACUUUGCAAUGACCACCAGCUUCGCAGCAAACACAGAGUUAUCGCGUGUUUUCGCAGCUUCGACCGUAGCCUCUUCCAUUAAACCCAAAACAAGCCGACUGUCUACAUGGGGAUGCACAUUUAAACGUUUAUCUUAUAGAUUUCCUCUUCUAUCCGCUGCCGCCACAAACAAGGGUGGUGUAUUUUCCAUGUCAAAGGAAAGUGAUAAGACAGGAGGACUCACGUAUCGGGAGGCGGGUGUGGAUAUAGAUGCUGGGUCUGAGCUUGUUAAGAGAAUUGCAAAGAUGGCACCUGGAAUUGGAGGGUUUGGGGGCCUUUACCCUCUUGGUGAUUCAUACCUUGUGGCGGGCACGGAUGGUGUAGGAACUAAACUUAAACUUGCAUUCGAAACUGGAAUCCAUGAAACUAUUGGGAUUGAUCUGGUUGCAAUGAGUGUCAAUGAUAUUGUUACCUCUGGAGCCAAACCACUAUUUUUCCUCGAUUACUUUGCAACAAGCCGCCUUGAUGUUGACCUUGCUGAAAGGGUUAUAAAAGGCAUCGUUGAUGGUUGCCAACAAUCUGACUGCACUCUUCUAGGGGGAGAGACUGCCGAGAUGCCAGAUUUCUAUGCAGAUGGCGAGUAUGAUCUCAGUGGUUUUGCAGUUGGCAUUGUUAAGAAGGACUCAGUAAUUGAUGGGAAAAACAUUGUGGCUGGGGAUGUCCUCAUUGGUUUGCCAUCUAGUGGAGUGCAUUCCAAUGGCUUCUCUCUCGUGAGAAGGGUUCUGGCUCGAAGUGGCCUUUCUUUGAAGGACCAACUUCCUAGUGGAGGCAUUACAUUAGGGGAAGCUCUUAUGGCCCCAACUGUGAUAUAUGUCAAGGAGGUGCUUGACUUAAUUAGCAAGGGAGGUGUUAAAGGCAUUGCCCACAUCACUGGAGGUGGUUUUACAGACAAUAUACCUCGAGUCUUUCCAGAAGGCCUUGGAGCUUUUAUCUACAAUAACUCCUGGGAAGUCCCAGCUAUCUUCAAAUGGAUCCAAGAGGCUGGAAGAAUAGAAGAUGCUGAGAUGAGGCGAACUUUUAACAUGGGCAUUGGCAUGGUUCUAGUGGUAACUGAGGAAGCAUCUCGAAGAAUACUUGCGGAUGGACAUUAUAAAGCUUAUCGCAUUGGUGAAGUUGUAAAGGGUGAAGGAGUGAGCUUUAACUAAAACAUGCAAAUCUUGACCAUUCCUUCAGAACGUUUUACCUAAGAUUAAGAAUACAGCGAGCAGUAGCUUUUUUUUUUUUUUUCUUUUCAGUCAUUUUCACUUAGGUGAAACGACAUUGACUGAAUUAUAUAAGCGGAAUUGUGUAACAUUGUAAGCGGAAUUAUGUAACAUUGGCUGAAAGAAAUAAACUUUUGAGUUAAAAAUCA
Molecule: messenger RNA, 1539 nt
Organism: Jatropha curcas
Lineage: Eukaryota; Viridiplantae; Streptophyta; Magnoliopsida; Malpighiales; Euphorbiaceae
Product: phosphoribosylformylglycinamidine cyclo-ligase, chloroplastic/mitochondrial
Biological process (GO): adenine biosynthetic process; 'de novo' IMP biosynthetic process
Cellular component (GO): cytosol
Molecular function (GO): phosphoribosylamine-glycine ligase activity; phosphoribosylformylglycinamidine cyclo-ligase activity
Source: RefSeq, a predicted model, not a curated record